This is a messenger RNA of Oncorhynchus tshawytscha (Chinook salmon), 2660 nucleotides long. RefSeq names its product methylcrotonyl-CoA carboxylase subunit 2 (gene mccc2). Gene Ontology annotation, biological process: L-leucine catabolic process. Lineage: Eukaryota; Metazoa; Chordata; Actinopteri; Salmoniformes; Salmonidae. Gene Ontology annotation, molecular function: methylcrotonoyl-CoA carboxylase activity. Gene Ontology annotation, cellular component: mitochondrion; methylcrotonoyl-CoA carboxylase complex. The record is from RefSeq and is a predicted model, not a curated record. Bases 94 to 1794 code for a protein of 566 amino acids. The transcript is spliced from 18 exons.
UACUUUGGUUGAUCAAUGCUUGUGGGUCGAACAACAACAAAUAUCUCUGCAGGUUUGCUAACUAGGGUGGUUAGUUAGUUAGCUGUCAAAAACAUGCUUCUUCAGACUUUCAGGCCAUGGCUGACCUUGCUCCGUUGCAGAGGAUUGCCAGUAGCAACAACACGACUUUACCACGGUGACCGAGUCGCAGCCGUCGGUACACAGCCUGACACACAGUCCGCGGAGUUUGCGGAAAACUAUGAACGAAUGCAAGUCCUUGUUGAUGAGUUGAAAGGCAGAUCAGAGAAAAUCAAAUUGGGUGGAGGAGAACGUGCCAGAAAGCUACACAUCUCCAGAGGGAAGCUCCUCCCCAGAGAACGCAUAGACAGACUGCUGGACCCAGGGUCUCCGUUCCUGGAAUUCUCCCAGUUUGCAGCAUAUGAGCUCUAUGGGAAAGAGGAGGUUCCAGCAGGAGGCAUCAUCACAGGGAUUGGCAGAGUCUCAGGGGUGGAGUGUGUUAUUGUUGCUAAUGACGCCACAGUGAAAGGAGGCACCUACUACCCAGUCACAGUGAAAAAGCAUCUCCGAGCCCAGGAGAUAGCUCAGCAGAACCACCUGCCAUGCAUUUACCUGGUGGACUCCGGAGGAGCCAACCUCCCCAGACAGGCCGAGGUCUUCCCAGACAGAGACCACUUUGGACGGAUCUUCUUCAACCAGGCUCGCCUCUCCUCAGACGGAAUAGCACAGAUAGCGGUGGUUAUGGGGUCGUGUACAGCGGGAGGAGCGUAUGUUCCAGCCAUGGCUGAUGAGAGUAUCAUCGUCAGGAAACAAGGAACCAUCUUCCUGGGAGGACCUCCUCUGGUAAAAGCAGCAACAGGGGAGACCGUCUCUGCUGAGGAUCUUGGAGGGGCGGAUCUUCACUGCAGGAAGUCAGGCGUAACAGACCACUACGCUCUAGACGAUAGCCACGCCCUUCACCUGGCUCGCAAGGCCGUCCGCAACCUCAACUACACCAAGAACAUACAGGUGACCACAGAGCCCCCCGAGGCGCCUCUCUACCCAGCUGAGGAGCUGUAUGGCAUCGUAGGAGCCAACCUCAAACGCAACUUUGACGUCAGAGAGGUGAUAGCCAGGAUUGUCGAUGGCAGCCGGUUUGAUGAGUUCAAAGCCUUCUACGGAGAUACGGUGGUCACAGGGUUCUCCAGGAUAUUUGGUUACCCUGUUGGAAUCAUUGGUAACAAUGGAGUCCUGUUCUCAGAGUCUGCUAAGAAAGCAACUCAUUUCAUAGAGUUAUGCUGUCAAAGAAACAUUCCACUUAUCUUUCUACAAAACAUCACGGGCUUCAUGGUGGGCAGGGAGUACGAGGCAGGUGGCAUCGCCAAGGACGGGGCUAAGAUGGUCACAGCGGUUGCGUGUGCCAACGUGCCCAAGAUCACGGUGAUCAUCGGCGGCUCGUACGGAGCGGGCAACUACGGCAUGUGUGGCAGAGCCUACAGCCCCCGGUUUCUGUACAUGUGGCCCAACUCCCGUAUCUCUGUGAUGGGUGGAGAGCAGGCUGCCACCGUACUAGCGACCAUCACUAGAGACCAGCGGACUAGAGAGGGCAAGGAGUUCACAGCAGAGCAGGAGGCCGCCAUGAAGGAACCCAUCGUCAAACGGUUUGAAGAGGAAGGAAGCCCGUACUUCUCCAGCGCUAGGCUGUGGGACGACGGUAUCAUCGACCCGGCUGACACCCGUCUGGUUCUGGGAAUGAGUCUCAGUGCUACACUCAAUGCCCCGACACAGAGGACACGCUUCGGAGUGUUCCGGAUGUAGACAUCCACGGGCCCACUAGAGGACAGACUAGACAUCCACGGACCCACUGGAGGACAGACUGAACAUCCACGGACCCACUGGAGGACAGACUGAACAUCCACGGACCCACUAGAGGACAGACUAGACAUCCACGGACCCACUGGAGGACAGACUGAACAUCCACAGACCCACUGGAGGACAGACUGAACAUCCACAGACCCACUAGAGGACAGACUGAACAUCCACAGACCCACUAGAGGACAGACUGAACAUCCACAGAUCCACUAGAGGACAGACUGAACAUCCACAGACCCACUAGAGGACAGACUGAACAUCCACAGAUCCACUAGAGGACAGACUGAACAUCCACAGACCCACUAGAGGACAGACUGAACAUCCACGGACCCACUAGAGGACAGACUGAACAUCCACGGACCCACUAGAGGACAGACUGAACAUCCACGGACCCACUAGAGGACAGACUGAACAUCCACGGACCCACUAGAGGACAGACUGAACAUCCACGGACCCACUAGAGGACAGACUGAACAUCCACGGACCCACUAGAGGACAGACUGAACAUCCACGGACCCACUAGAGGACAGACUGAACAUCCACGGACCCACUAGAGGACAGACUGAACAUCCACGGACCCACUAGAGGACAGACUGAACAUCCACGGACCCACUAGAGGACAGACUGAACAUCCACGGACCCACUAGAGGACAGACUGAACAUCCACGGACCCACUAGAGGACAGACUGAACAUCCACGGACCCACUAGAGGACAGACUGAACAUCCACGGACCCACUAGAGGACAGACUGAACAUCCACGGACCCACUAGAGGACAGACUGAACAUCCACGGACCCACUAGAGGACAGACU